AUAAGUGACUCACGAAGUGAAGAUAGUAAAGCAUCUGAAACUAAUGUUAGCGAAACUAAUAAAAAUAAUAUAUUUCAACCUCAAGAAAUAGUAGAGCUACUAUGGGUAAAAAAUGUAACACCUUUUCUUCCAGCUGAUUCUCCUUCUCCUUCUCCGAUUGAAUCACAAUCACAAAUUCUAGUGGAAGUAAUUCCUGUGGUGAGUGUAUUGGGGUCUCCAAUGUUUGCUUUGCUUUUACUUGCUUUAUUAAUUAUCACUACUAUAUGGAUUAUCUAG
Messenger RNA from Dentiscutata heterogama, 276 nucleotides. Lineage: Eukaryota; Fungi; Glomeromycota; Glomeromycetes; Diversisporales; Gigasporaceae. The record is from the annotation of a GenBank genome assembly.